UCAUAAGAGCCAUAACACAAAGCAAGAAGAGAUCUUGAAACAUAUUGCAACUUUCGCAACAUGUUUUAAUUUUUGACUUGUAGUAGGUUCAUAGAGAUACUUAGCACAAAAAUAGAAGCAUCUAUUUCCUUUUAACAUUAAGAUAAAUAUGCGCAAAGGUCGCAGAUUAACGAUUAGCCGGAGCGAGCGGUUUCUAUGGGAUCAUCAUAAGUCCAGUGACCGUCACAUGGAUGGAAAAGCCGCCGUCGAGAUGGAGCUCAUGGAAGAGGAUGUCUGGUCGGUGAUGGAGGCUCAUGAACAACCAAACGCAUGGACCAUACGCUCCCCCAAAACGACGGGCGGUGAACGGAGACACAACGGAGGCGGCACGGGUGGCCUGGCCGAUAACAAUGAUGGACGGAGGAAGAAACACGUGGCGAGUUCUGCGCCGGUGAAAGUGCCUGACUGGAGCGAGAUCUCAAAGGAAGAGGAGUCUAUCGAGUCAUCACAUAAUGACAAUGCUUCUGACGUGGGUGAUGGUGAGAUGGUGCCGCCUCAUGAAUACGUGGCGCGUAGCCGUAACGGUGACGGUAGCUCAUCAAUGUUUUUAGGCGUGGGGAGGACGUUAAAAGGAAGAGACAUGAGACGCGUUAGAGACGCCGUAUGGAGCCAGACCGGGUUUGAUGGUUAAGUAGGCCCAAAUGGCUCAAGAGAGAUUUGAUGUGAGCUGGAUCCGAAAAUAAUGACCCAAUAUAGAUGUCUUAUUAAUAUUACUUUAUUGCCCUUAUUACUUUAUUGCCCUUAAUGAAACAUGCAAUGUUAGUAAAUGAAAGGACAGGCUAAUGUAAUUAUGACAAUAGGAUCCUGCUUAUAGAUAUAUAUAAAUGUGAUUUGUACAUAGACUUGGCGUAAUUAAGCACCAUACAAUAUAAUGUCAUCAUCAUGUUAAAAAAUGGAUUAUUUGCGUGGAAAGAAAGAUCAAAACCGUUAAUGACGGCAGAAAACAAAAAACAAAUAUUUUUCUUACACAAACAAAACUUGUGAGAUCGAGCAAACCACAUUGUCCCCAUCGUGCUUCUUCUUCCUCUAACCUAGAACACAAGAAAUUCUGAAGAAAAAAAACAAAAAAAAACCCUAAUAUGGGUUGCUUCAGCAGCAAACAUCGAA
Molecule: messenger RNA, 1146 nt
Organism: Brassica rapa (field mustard)
Lineage: Eukaryota; Viridiplantae; Streptophyta; Magnoliopsida; Brassicales; Brassicaceae
Source: RefSeq, a predicted model, not a curated record